This is a messenger RNA of Alternaria atra, 861 nucleotides long. RefSeq lists its product as uncharacterized. Gene Ontology annotation, molecular function: GTP binding. NCBI's taxonomy places the organism in Eukaryota, Fungi, Ascomycota, Dothideomycetes, Pleosporales, Pleosporaceae. The record is from RefSeq and is a predicted model, not a curated record. The transcript has 2 exons. Bases 1 to 861 code for a protein of 286 amino acids.
AUGAGCAAUCCUCCUAUCAUUGCCGUCAUUGGGGUGACUGGAGCUGGUAAAUCGACAUUCAUCAAUACCGCAUCCGGCAAGAGUGAUCAUGGAGUAGGAUAUGGUAUCGACUCAUUCACGCAGGUUGUGCAAACGUCGUCCGCUCUAGUCGACAAUGCAUGGGUCAAUCUCAUCGACACGCCAGGCUGGGAUGACACGCACCGUACCGACACGGAUAUACUCACGCUUAUAGGAGAUCAUCUAGGGAACUUGUUCGGCGCUGAUCAGCUGUUACAGGGCGUGGUUCUGCUUCAGCCUAUUACUGGCACACGCGUGUAUGGCACCGAGCGCAAGCGAACCAGACUCUUCGAGAAGAUCUGUGGAAUGAGUGCGUUCCCUAACAUUGUGAUUGCCACAACCAUGUGGAGUGACGUGGUCGAUCAAGCUGCUGCCCACCAACGUGUUCAGGAAAGGAUCGGAUCACCGGAGUUCUGGGGUUCUAUGGUUCAAGGUGGCGCUAGAGUCAUGAAGCAUGACAAUACACAAGAGUCUGCUCUCACUAUCAUUAGGACGCUGCUUUCGAAUCAAGCCCGCCCACUGCAGCUACAAACAGAGCUCGCGCAGGGCUAUGACCUUGCGAACACGUCAGUGGGGGUUCAACUCACCGCAGAUAUAACGGCUAUGGUCUUCACAGGUCAGAAUCGAAUAGAGGAGCUGGAAGAAGAAGUUCGAAGAACUGCUGCCGACAAUGCUGCCCUAAGAGCUAAGCUACAAGGAGAUAUUAAUGAUCUCAACGACGAGGUGAAGAAACAGAAAGAGGAGAUUGAGAAACUCAGGAGAAAAAAGGUGAGUGCCACAGGAAUCUGCUCAUCUACCUACUGA